Leopardus geoffroyi (Geoffroy's cat) is the source of this 1819-nucleotide messenger RNA. It is a transcript of the gene MRM1, whose product is annotated as mitochondrial rRNA methyltransferase 1. The transcript is spliced from 5 exons. The record is from RefSeq and is a predicted model, not a curated record. Gene Ontology annotation, cellular component: mitochondrion. Bases 237 to 1217 code for a protein of 326 amino acids. Gene Ontology annotation, biological process: rRNA methylation. Gene Ontology annotation, molecular function: RNA binding; RNA methyltransferase activity. NCBI's taxonomy places the organism in Eukaryota, Metazoa, Chordata, Mammalia, Carnivora, Felidae.
GGGCAGGGGGCGGGCCGCCCGAACCCGGAAGCAGAGUAGCCCACGUGGGAGCCGGGGAGGGGCGGCCUUGGUUAGGCUACCUGGUUGUGGGUAGUCUAAGUCGAGAAUCCAGGCUAUUCGUACUCUGAGGGGGCGAGGUAGAGACGGCCAUCGGGUCUCCUUCGCCAAUGUUGGGGACCCGGAGCGGGCCGCGGCGGGAGUGACCAAUCCUGAUGACGUAGCAGGGGGCAUCGACCAUGGCACUGCUCUGGGCCGUCAGGGGCGCGACCUCGCGGUUUUCGGGUCGCCUGCUCGCGCGUCAUUCCUCUCAAGCGGCGAGGCGUGGGGAGCGGCCCGGAGGGGAGGAGCUAAGCCGCCUGCUACUGGAUGACCUGGCGCCGACCCCGCGAUCUGCGGAGGGACUGGAGCGUCUGUUUGGCCUGUCCCCUUGUCUCCUGGCUCUGCGAGCUGCUCGUCGCCGCGUGGCCAGGCUUCUGCUCCAGGCUGGCAGGUCAGGGUUGCAAGGGGAGCGGGCCGAGCUGCUCCGGGCGGCAGAGGCGCGUGACAUACCAGUUCUGCGGCCCAGACGGCAGAAGCUGGACGCCCUGUGCCGCUACCAGGUCCACCAGGGCGUCUGCAUGGAGGUGAGCCCGCUUCAGCCUCGGCCUUGGACUGAGGUCGGGGAGGCGAGGCCAGGCGACGACCCCCGGCAGCUGUGGCUCGUCCUCGAAGGGCUCCAGGAUCCCCGGAACCUUGGGGGCGUGCUGCGUUCUGCUCAUUUUCUCGGAGUGGAUAAAGUCAUCACCAGCGGGAGAAACAGCUGCCCACUCACUCCAGUAGUCAGCAAAGCCAGCGCGGGGGCUAUGGAGGUGAUGGACCUGUUCUCCACUGAUGACCUGGCCGGUUUUUUACAGGCCAGAGCCCGGGAGGGCUGGCUCGUAGCUGGCACAGUGGGCUGCCUGGGGCCUGAGAUUUCCUCGUUCUCUGAGAUCCCUGUCACUAGCUGCUUGGAGUUCCUCUGGGACCAGCCUACUGUCCUAGUGCUGGGUAAUGAGGGCUCUGGUCUGUCCAAGGAGGUACAGGCCUCCUGCCAGCUUCUCCUUACAAUCCUGCCUGGCCGGCAGCUGCCCUCUGGACUUGACUCCUUGAAUGUCUCCGUGGCUGCAGGAAUUCUUCUUCACUCCAUUUGCAGCCAGAGGAAGGGUUUCUCUGCAGAGAAGAGAGAGCAACUUCUCUAAGACCCGCAAGGAACCUCAGCCACAUCAGCAGGGCCCAGAGUGGCUCAGCACCCAGGACUGUCCUCAGAACCAGAACAAGAGAGGCAUAAUGGGGGCUGACUUGGACUGUCUGAGGUGUGUGUGCUAGAGGGCACACACAUCCACAUGAUCGAAUAUACUGGAGUCUCUUGCCUGAGAGUUCACCCAGGCCCCUGUUUAUUAGGCACUAUCUUGUAGGGCAGGAAGCUCUGCGAUGGAGACCAAAGGAAAGUUCAGUUUCCUGUUUUGAUUUUGGACUUGCGGUUGGAAGUGGCAGCUUGUUAGUCUCCAAGAUUGUGCUGGGACAGAGGGUCUCUUUCCUCCUGGGCCCUGCCUGGAAGUCAAGACAUACAAAGGGAAUUGGGCAGCCUAGUCCAGGUGUCCUAUUCCUCUUGAACCAGUGUGAGAAUGUAGAGGAAGUCCUCGUUCCUCUUGUGGACUAGACGGGUACAAAUCCAGGCUCCAACCCUGCCUGCCCCAGUGGGGGCCUUGAGCACGAGGCUUCAUCCUGCUGUCCCUCACAGGGCUCUUUGUGAGGAUCCAAUAAAAUGUCACCUGGGCCAUCCUGUCCCAUUCUUCCACUA